Molecule: messenger RNA, 1583 nt
Organism: Salvelinus sp. IW2-2015
Lineage: Eukaryota; Metazoa; Chordata; Actinopteri; Salmoniformes; Salmonidae
Product: UPF0450 protein C17orf58 homolog
Molecular function (GO): protein binding
Source: RefSeq, a predicted model, not a curated record
GGCAUAUAAACCUCAGGAAUUCARAGACACUCCAGCAGACUUCGAAAUUGAUCCAAUAGUACUUUUCAGGAUGACAGUGAUUAUUCUACUCCUGCUGUUACUUGCGUUUACUUUUUCUGAAGCGGAGGACAAUGAGCUGUUCUCCGUGAUCAGCACCCCCCCUGAGAAGGGCCAGAGUGUUUUACCUGGCCAGAACCAGAGCACAAGGCUAGGGGCCAAAGACCCCUCUCUCCCCAUCAACGAGCUCCUGGAAAAGGGCAUCAAAGCCGGGGACUCCAAGUACGCCCUCCAYCCCCUUCCCUCGGGGGUUUGGCCCAAGCACAGUGACCCUCGCCCCGGCCCCCACAACAAGAGCAAGAAGGGCCCUAAAAAUGACCGCCUGAUUGAGCACAACAGCGAGAAGAACCGCGGUGAGGCGAGUCUAGUGCUUCCCAAAAUGCCACUGACCGCUGCCACCAACCGCACACAGAAAGUAAACGUGGACCCUCACCGGGACCCCCACACCAACUUCAACAACCCCCCACAGAGUGACCCGGACAGUCACCCCAACUCCAGACCCAGGGGCCACCCUCACUCGGCCCCCUCCCCUCGCAGGGACCCCUCAACCAGAAAGCUGGACCCGGAGGAGAACCGCCCUGGAGGGAAGUCCAGUCUGUACCAGUCCGGCGGCGCCAACCGGAAUAACAGCCGCUCAUCUGUGCUCCUCAACCGUCGCUCCUCCAGCCUGCUCUACCACUUCGACAUCCUGAAACGAGAGUCUGACUUCACUCACGAGGCCGUCUGCAUGAGUGAGUGCAGGAAGGAGAAGGAGGAGAGAGAGCACUACUGCUACAGUGAAUUUGCCGUCAAUGGGGUCGUUCACGACAUAGACGUGGUGCGUAAGGGGAUUAGACUCAUCACACUGAUGGUGAGCAGCGAUGGCUUCUACAAGAUGAGCCGUCUCUACGUCACUCCAGACAGCUUCUUUCUCAAAGUGCGUCUCCUUGUCCUGGACACCUACAAAUGUAGCAAGCCUUGUCCUGACAUCAAACUAGGUAGCCGGUACAUUGUAAUGGGUCAGAUCUACCACCGGAGGCGCCACCUCCCCAACGACCUCCUGGCCCUGUUGGGGGGAAAACUGAAGCCAGGGGACGGCCUCCUGCGUAGCAACAACUACGUCAAGCGCUUCAACAAGAGGAGACACCAGAAAGCCCUGGAGGCCACCCGCUCCAAGUGUAGGUAAAACCAAAACAGACUAUCGCCCCCUGCAGUGGCGGAAAAGACAUUGCAGUCGUCAACAUGAAGUGACUGAGACCUAUAACCCCUACACCAUUUCAGCAGAGACGUAGAUGGACGAGGCCAAUAUGUUGUUUUUUCCGGCAUGGACCUCCUGCACUUGUUUGUCAUAAUCCAGGUUGAGUGGUAAUGUUUUUGCUUGUCUGUCUGUACAGUCUUUACCUUGUAGCUUUGCGUCCUCUUUGAUAGAAGACACAAGUGGAGUCUUUAUCAAAGGUUCUCGUCUUUCAACCUCUGCUUGAAGUAUUGCCCCAUCAGAUUUACUAAAUGUAUUUUUAAAAACCUUUUAACUAGGCAAGUCAGUUAGA